CAAUGUUAACUCCAAAUUUUGAAUUGGAUCAAACUGAUGAUUAUUUAAUCAUAAAAAUCAAAGCUAGAUUUGCUAAUGUCAACGAAACAGAAGUUGAUGUUAAUGGUACUCAAGUCACAUUUCAUUCCUCACCAUAUUACUUAUGUCUUAAUCUACCUGGUGAAGUAGAAGAAACUGAUUCUUCAUCUGGGUCUUAUGACUGGGAUUCAUAUGUCUUUACUUUUAAAUUAAAUAAAGUUAAUCCAGGAGAGCAUUUCCCAGAUUUAAAUCUCAUAAACAAAUUUUUAGCACCAAGAAAAAAUUCUCGAACAAUUAAUCCGUCUAUCGAAGUUCUCAAUGAAAAUUAUGAAGAUGAUGAUGACAGCGCUAUAGAUUGUAACUUUUUACAAAAUCCUGUAUCUGAUGAAAACAUUAAUUGUAUGAAAUAUGGAUUUGCCAAUCAAACUCAAAAUGGAUUCAAUAAUUUUUCUGAUGAAUUUUUUGAGAUUAUUGAAAUCAAAGAUCCCGAUAAUUUAAAUCUUGGAAAAAGAAGAUCAUUGCAAAUUGCAUCAGAAAUAUCAGAAUUUUCUGAUGAUCAUUAUUUGGCAGAUUUGAUGACGGAACCUGAUGAACUUAAAGAUAUCUUAAACUUUAAACCAUUUUGGUAUGAUGCAACAUUUACCUUAAAUGAUUCUCAUACUGAUAUUUUAAAAUCAUUUGGUAAUAAAGAAUACUUAUUAAGCAACGAUGAUAAAAAAUCAGCCUUACUCUCAUUGGUAGAUAUCAUGUAUGCAUAUUGUUAUUGUAUUCGAACAAACUUUGGUGAAGAAAAUUCUGAAUCCCCUUGGAUAAUCAACAAAAUCUCAUCUACACUUUCUUGGUUUCGUAGUUUUGAAACGUUUGAUGAGGCUAUACAAUCGUGUAUCAGACGAAGUUUGUGUUAUCCUUUGUACAGACAUUGGGAUUUAAGCAUUUUAGUGCUUUCUGAUGUUCGUAAAGUAUUUGAAAAUGGAUGUGUUUGUUUACUUACAUGUUUGUUGGAUAUAUACAARUUAUUUAACUUGAGUGAACCCAGAUAUGUAUUGAACCAACUGUACAUUAAAGACUAUUGUAUAUGGAUUCAGCAAUUGAAGAGUACACAUUUUGAUACCAUAGUUAAACUUAUUGAUGAAAAUAAAGUCAAUAAAGGACUUUUACAAUUAGAUUUAGAAGAAUUGGAAGUGGCCGCAAUGAGUGUAGAGGAAGAUCUAGAACUUUUAAAAUUGGAACUUGCCCAAAACGAUAACAGCAAUAGUAUUGAGUCUAAACUGGAAAAGUUACAUAUUUCAAGCUCAGAAAGUAGUUUAGAUUCUGAUGACGACGAAGAAGAAUCUUCAGAAUAAMAUUUUUAUAUUUAUAUAAUUUUAUGCCAUGUAUUAUUAUACUGAUGUAUACAAUUAAUAAUUUCAUUAAUUUGUUCUGUAAUAUAUUUAUUUAUUAUUUACCCUACAUUUUUAGUCAAAUAUUUAUUUGUAAGAAUUCUAAAUUCAAUCCAUAAGUCAUGAUUACAUAUUAUUACAAUGCCUGUUAUGAGUACAUUAUACUAUAUUUUUAAGGC
Messenger RNA from Diuraphis noxia (Russian wheat aphid), 1576 nucleotides. Its product is annotated as protein SHQ1 homolog. Gene Ontology annotation, biological process: box H/ACA snoRNP assembly. Lineage: Eukaryota; Metazoa; Arthropoda; Insecta; Hemiptera; Aphididae. The record is from RefSeq and is a predicted model, not a curated record. Gene Ontology annotation, cellular component: cytoplasm; nucleoplasm.